UAUUUGCACUAUCCAUUUGGCUUACUUAUCAAUUUGCUUUGUCAUUAUUCAGAGAAUAAUCCGGCGAAAUCCAUUAGAUUUUGAAUGUGUAUUUAUCAUCAAAUUAUAGAAAAUUAGACUUUACUGGGGGAUUUAUGGAAAAGUUCUGUCGCAUUCUGGAACAGACGAAUGAUGUCGAAUGAUGACGAAUGAUGAUGAAAAUCGUGAAACUUUUGCGAUUUUGACAAAAAAGAACGCGGACAUUACAUUUCAUUUUUAAACAUGAUUUAUCGCAAUGACUCAGCCACUUGACCACUGCGUAUUGACGAGAAUAUUCGAGUGAAGUUUCAAUCUGGUUUAUAUUCCUGUAAAUAAUUUGAUUAUCAAGAUUUCUUUAAUGUACGCUCAUUGCAAUUUUUAUCAGCAAUUUUUCGACAUUUGAGGGGCAGAGAAAUUCAUUGAUUCAGGAUUUUGGCAAUUUUUAGAAGAGCGCUAUAUCUAUGGAUCAUUCUAGAAUAUUCUAGGGGAAUUCUUGGAAGAGUUAAAAAAAAUAUUUUGUUUUAUUUGUCAUGUGAUAAUUUUUUUUCUGUGGAUUUUCGCAAUUACAUACUGAAAUCGGCAUUUUCGCAUUUUCGCAAUUCAAACGACACUUGCGCCAGAACCAUGGUGGAGGCGGUAGAGUAUUCUAGAAAUGUCCAGAACCGACGAGAACCUUCUACCGUCUAUAAGAUUGUCAUUUCAGCUGAUCUCAGCCACCCAGUCACAUUCAAAAUACUCCGAAACUUAAAAUAAUUGUUGAAGCUUGAGAAAAAAUCUUAUUUAAUGGCGAGUAACGAGGGAGAAGUCAAAAUGGACAACAAUCAGAUGCCCACUCCGAAGAUAAAACACGACUGGUAUCAGACAGAGGCAUUUGUUAUUGUUACAAUUCUUGCUAAAAAUUCCGAAAAUGUUAAAAUUGAUUACGGAGAGACAACCCUCAGUGUAAAUGCCAGAUUACCAUCUGGUAAUGACUACAGCCUGGAAUUAGAUUUAGCCCAUUACAUUGUGCCAGAUCAGUGCUCAUUCAAGGUGGUACCAUCCAAAAUUGAGGUAAAGCUGAAGAAACGUGAUGGGCUAAGAUGGACAGUGUUGGAAGGAAAUCCAGUCGCUGGAGACGCUGUAAAAUCAAUACCAGAUGCAAUAAUGAGAAAUGAACCGCCAAAGUAUCCAAGUUCGAGUAAAAAAUCAAAAGACUGGGAUCGAGUAGAAAAGGAAAUCGAGAAGGAAGAGGAGGAGAAGCCCCAGGGAGAGGCUGCUGUCAAUGCACUCUUCCAGAAGAUUUAUGGAAGUGGAUCUGAUGAAGUUAGACGUGCUAUGAAUAAAUCAUUUCAAGAAUCUGGGGGAACUGUCCUGAGCACAAAUUGGAAUGAAGUUAGUAAGGGCAAGGUGGAGACAAAGGCCGCAGAUGGUAUGGAAUGGAAAAAGUGGGACUCAUAACAUGUAUUCCCUUUUAAUUCUCGCAUUAAUCGACUUUAACUUCACUAAAGUGUCAUAUUUUUCGGUGGCUUUAUUCUGAAGAUGUUGAGCUUUUUCUGUUGCGCCUUCCACAACACUCGUCAGCAAUGGAGAUCGAUUGAUUCUCGACGUCAGAGCAUCGAGUAAUUUUCUUGAUUGCCCUGACAUUAUCAAAAAUCGAUUUCCAAAAUAUUCUCCAGCCAAUUCAACUCCGGAAUUAUCCGGCACUUACAGGUUAGAAUUCACAUCGUGAUUGACACCAUGUACUUGGGCUGAUCUCCACUGCCUCCACUGGAUGCAAUAUGUGAGACGAUCGCAAUUAUGGAAACACGGUAUUAUUAUUGUUUUGCAUGGACAGCUGCAAGUGGAGGGGCUCAAAAAUCACAUGUGCAUUCAGAAUCUGAAACCAAGCGAUAAG
Fopius arisanus is the source of this 1891-nucleotide messenger RNA. Its product is annotated as suppressor of G2 allele of SKP1 homolog. Lineage: Eukaryota; Metazoa; Arthropoda; Insecta; Hymenoptera; Braconidae. The record is from RefSeq and is a predicted model, not a curated record. Gene Ontology annotation, molecular function: protein-folding chaperone binding.